Panicum virgatum (switchgrass) is the source of this 1684-nucleotide messenger RNA. RefSeq names its product tryptophan aminotransferase-related protein 1-like. Gene Ontology annotation, molecular function: carbon-sulfur lyase activity; transaminase activity. Bases 1 to 1278 code for a protein of 425 amino acids. The record is from RefSeq and is a predicted model, not a curated record. Gene Ontology annotation, biological process: amino acid metabolic process. The transcript is spliced from 5 exons. NCBI's taxonomy places the organism in Eukaryota, Viridiplantae, Streptophyta, Magnoliopsida, Poales, Poaceae.
AUGGCGGCGAGGGAGAGCGGCGGGAUGGCGGCGGCGCGGUGCGCCGGGAGGAUCGGGGUCGUGGCCUCCGUGGCGGUGAACCUCGCCCUGCUCGCGAUGUACAUCCGCCGGCGCUACUUCGGCGGGGGCCGGUCCUCCGACAGGGAGAUCGUGCCCUCCAAAGGCAAGCCGCCGGUCACCCCGGACUCCGUCGUCAACCUCGACCACGGCGACCCGACCUUGUACGAGGAGUUCUGGCACGGGACGGGCGACCGCGCGACGAUCGUGAUCCCCGGGUGGCAGACGAUGAGCUACUUCUCCGACCUCCGCGGCUUCUGCUGGUUCGUCGAGCCCGGCUUCGUGCGCGAGGUGCGCCGCCUCCACCGCCUCGUCGGCAACGCCGUCGUCGACGGCUACUACUUCGUCGCCGGGACGGGAUCCACGCAGCUCUUCCAGGCCGCGCUGUACGCGCUCUCGCCCGCCGCAGAUGGCACGCCCAUGAGCGUCGUCUCGCCGGCGCCUUACUACUCGUCCUACCCAUCCGUGACGAACUUCCUCAGCUCUGCGCUCUACCGCUGGGAGGGCGACGCCAAUACGUUCAACGGCGACACCUGCAUCGAGCUCGUCUGCUCGCCGAACAACCCUGAUGGCAGCAUCCGGAAAGCUGUUAUCAAGUCCAACUCCGGGAAGACCAUUCAUGACUUCGCCUACAACUGGCCGCAGUACACCCCCAUCACUGAGGGAGCUAGCCACGACAUCAUGCUGUUCACCGUUUCCAAGUGCACUGGCCAUGCCGGCACAAGGCUAGGGUGGGCGUUGGUGAAGGAUGUGGAGGUUGCCCAGAAAAUGAUCAAGUUCAUGGAGCUGAACACCAUUGGUGUGUCCAAGGACUCGCAGCUUCGCGCUGCAAAGAUCCUCAAGGCUGUCUGUGAUGGCUAUGAGCUAUCGCCUGCUACUGAGGCAAACCGCCUCUUCCAUUUUGCUCAGCGAAAAAUGGCAGAACGUUGGAGCAAGCUUCGUGCUACCGUGGCAGCCUCAGCAGGCAUGUUUAGCCUCCCAAAUGGGCUCUCUGGCUACUGCACUUUUGCUAAGGAGAUUGUCACAGCCAAUCCUCCAUUUGCAUGGCUCCGUUGUCACAAGGAUGGUGUAGAAGACUUGGAGGCUUUUCUCCGUGAGAACAAGAUAGUUACUAGAGGUGGACCAAAGUUUGGUGUGGAUGAGAAGGUAGUGAGGGUCAGCAUGCUUGACACAGAUGAAGCCUUCAACAUGUUCAUCGGUCGUAUUGCCUCCUUAAAGUGAAGGCACAGAUAUCUUCAAAAUCACUGCGUGAUUGCAAGCAUGAGAAGCUAUUAAUGUUUGAUGAAAUGGAAAAUGUACCGGUCAAUUUCAACUUUUGCUUGUUUCAUAAGAACAUUAUAAAUGUUAUAUGCUAUAAACAUGACUGGUUGUUAUCAUCAACUAUAUUGGGAUAAUGAUAAUUUGUAUUUCAAUGUUAUAUUAUCGUAUUAUACUGCAAAUUAGUAUUCUAACAAGUAGUAUCGUAUACGUGAAGUGCUACUUAUACGAAUAGAUGAUUGACUUACUCUAUUUGGUUGAACUGAGCUACCAUUUAUUACUAAAUUAAACUAAGCUAUUUGUUUGUGGUUGUUUCAUUAUUUUGUCAAAAAUAUAUAGUGACAUAAACAUACUUGAGAAAUUGUUGAUA